UUUCUUCCAUUAAAAAUUAUCGAAAACUUCAUCAAACUAAGAAAAUUCUUAUCCUGGUUCUAUGAACCAUUUGAAAAUUUGAAGUCGAAAUUUGUGAAUUUGCCAUAGAUUAAAUAAAUUCUAAAGUUGAUUUCGCACCAUUUUAUUGAACUUCUUUCUUCGAAUUUUAUUAUAAUAAAUAUUAUAAUAAUAAUUUGAAUCUCAGCAGUGUUGGGAGCGUUGUGACGUAGGUUAUACAAGUAUCGAGUUAUUUAAGUUCUGUUGAAAUAUAAGCAUAGGGAGUCGAGAAAAAUGGAAAUUUCGACGGAGUUUGAAUGCGAGACAACUCAAGAAAUAGAAAAUUAUAAUGAGGUCUGCGAAGAAAUACCCCAAACCCUCACAAAUUUCACUCGCUCCAAACAGAUCGAAACGCAAGAACAAGAAAAUAACAUGGCCGAGGUUCAAGAAGAAGUGGUCGAAAAUAAGAUGAAUAUAAAACAACAAAUUGAUCUAAAAUCACUGAUCGUCGAAGAAGCUAAACAAUAUAUUUUCAUGGAAGAACAGAGGAAGAUAACAAAAUCUUCGAUGGAGCAACUGAGUACCAAGGUACAAGAAAACAUUCAGCAGUUACGAAAGAAAAUUUUUGAGGAGAAAAACAUUCAACUUCGAGAAGAAAUAGAAAUCAACAAUGAAAAUAGCAAACUCCUGGAAAUGAAACAUUUCACAUAUACUACGAAGGAAAUUCUAGACGCGCUCAAAACAUAUGUCAACAGUAUAGAGCAACAAAUUUGCACACUGAAGUACGCAGAGCUGGAGAAAAAAAUAUUAAAAAAAUACCAGGAAAGUUCUGAAAUGAUAAACGAAAAAUUCACUAAAAUAAAUGAAGUCAAGGCGGAAAUAACAAAUUUCAUGGCAGAAUACAAAGCGACCAGUGGUCAUAUUGGGAGUGAACAGAACGCGAUGCUUAUCAAGUUGAAAAACGAGGUGGAAAGCCUCAAGAACGAUUUGGGCUCUACGUUACAAGAGAACCAACAGUUAAAAGAUGAAAUAACGAAAAUCGAUCGGGAAAUUGAAGAGAAGAACGAAGAAAUUUCUCAAAGUUCCGCCAGAAUCAAGGAGCAUUACGAGCAGGUGAUGGAACAAUGGAAAAAUUGGAAUUAUUUGAAUUCGAAUAUUCAAGAGAUGGAAUUGAAACGCAGCGGCCUCCUCACAAGCAUCGAAAGUUCCGGCGCUCUGCUUGAAAGCUUGAAGGGAUACGCUGAAGAUUUGAUCGAGGAGAAUUCCAGGCUUGAGGAAGAAUUGAAGACUGUACAGAAUGAAUACGGCGUUAUUGCUGAAGAAGAAAUGAGUAGUUUGAAAGAUGUAGAAUUAUCUGACUUAGAACAGGAGGAAGAGAGGUUGGCCAAAGAACUCGAAGAAUUAGAAAAGCAAAUGUCUACAUCGAAAGAAGAAUACGACAAUCUCGUAAUACAGAAUCAUGACGAAGACUUGAACCUUUUGACAGCACGCAAUUCAGUUGAAAGCCUUCGACACGAAUUAUCAAACAUCCAGAAUACAAAUAAGAGGGAAUACGAAGAAAUUGAAAAGCUAAAGACAGAGACGAUAAAAUACGAAGAAGAGCUACGGAGGAUUCAGGAUGAUUUAGAUGUAGCCGAAAAAGAACUGAUAUCGCAGAAAAAGAACAAAGAACAACUCGAAACUUCCCUGAAAAACCUCCACCAAGAGCUCGCGGACGAGAACGAUCGCUUCGUUUACAAGAGGAACACAUUGCAACCCCACUUGGAGAACAAACUGCAGGACCUAAAGAAAAAGCUGGGGGAAAUCGAAGAGACGAAUAAAGAAGAAAAGAGAAAAUACGCCGAACUUAUUGCGACAAAUAAAAAGAGGAAUGAUCAAUACAACCGUUUGCGCAACCUUUAUCUGAGGCUGAAAUCAUCCCCUACGAAGCUUCCAAGUGUUACGGCUGCAGAGAGGCAGCAAAAUCAAGAGGAUGAUGGGGAAAAUAAGGAGGUCAUAGAAGGGGAGCGUUCCGUUGGCGAAUCUAGCCCGAAGGGCAUUCUCAAAUCGCCGAAUGCUAAAAGGUCGGCUCCCACUACCCCUACGAAGAAUGUCAAAUUCAUUGGCGUUUCCCCCGUUCCAUCCAGCAGUAGCUGCGAUCUGUUGAGUGUCACCAACGCCGAUAAACAAAAGAAAAAAGAUGAUCCUUUCGAUGACCUGAAAAAGAAUCUCACUCAAAGGAAGAGAGCUUUUGAUUGAAGAAGAAUCUGAGAUUCAUCGUAUUAGUAUUAAAUUCACACAUUACUUAGUAAAUAAGCAGUUGCAUCAUUAAUUCAGUAGUCAUUAAAGUAUUAUAUCUUUUCAUUUAUGUUCUGAAUAAAUGUAAUAAAUAAAUUA
Messenger RNA from Coccinella septempunctata (seven-spotted ladybird), 2373 nucleotides. Its product is annotated as interaptin-like. NCBI's taxonomy places the organism in Eukaryota, Metazoa, Arthropoda, Insecta, Coleoptera, Coccinellidae. The transcript has 6 exons. The coding region runs from base 292 to 2235 and encodes 647 amino acids. The record is from RefSeq and is a predicted model, not a curated record.